GUCAAACAGAUGAUGUGGAAGUUUCCUCUUAACCUUUCAGUUUCGUCAUAUAUCAUUUCUGGGGACAAAAGAAUUCCCCCUUUCUCACUUCUGGGUGAGUGAAAGGCAAGGUUUAAAGAAAUGCUACAGUUUUAAAAUUCAUCCAUUAGGCCAGGCAUGGUGGCUAAUGCCUGUAAUCCCAGCACUCUGGGAGGCCAAGGCAGGAGGAUCACUUGAGGUCAGGAGUUCAAGACCAGCCUGGCCAACAUAGUAAAACCCUGUCUGUACUAAAAAUACAAAAAUUAGCUGGGCUUGGUGGCGAGCGCCUGUAAUCCCAGCUAUUCAGGAGGCUGAGGCAGGAGAAUCACCUGAACUCGGGAGAUGGAAGUUGCAACGAGCCAAGAUCAUGCCAUUGCACUCCAGCCUGGGCAACAAAGCGAGACUCUUAUCUCAAAACAAAACAAAACUGGCUGGGAGCAGUGGCUCACCCCUGUAAUCCCAGCACUUUGGGAGGCCAAGAAGGGUAGGAUCACCUGAGGUCAGGAGUUCAAGACCAGCCUGGCCAACAUGGUGAAACCCCAUCUCUACUAAAAAUACAAAAUCUUAGCCAUCCAUGGUGGCAGGCGCCUGUAAUCCCAGCCUCUCGGGAGACUGAGGCAGGAGAACUGCUUGAACUUGGGAGCCUCUGCCUCCUGGGUUCACACCAUUCUCCUGCCUCAGCCUCCUGAGUAGCUGGGACUACAGGCACCCGCCACCAUACCUGGCUAAUUUUUUGUAUUUUUCGUAGAGAUGGGGUUUCACCAUGUUGGCCAGGAUGGUCUCGAUCUCCUGACCUCAAUGAUCCGCCCUCCUCAGCCUCCCAAAGUGCUGGGAUUACAGGCGUGAGCCACCGCGCCCGGCAUCAGUGUUUCUUAAACUUGAGAAUGCUUAUGUUCAUUAAUAUUUUUUCACAUAAUUCAGUGUUGUUUUUAUUACAGUUAUUGAAAUGUAUACAAAGAUAAAACUAUGCUUACAGCUUCUGUAGAACUAUAAAACUUACUAUGAACUGACGAUUGUUUCGCCGAAACCAAGUCACUGCUUAUGACGUGACCAGUACUAGGACUGCGACGGUGGUGCGACUCAGGUGGGGGAUGCCUAUGCCACGUGUGCUGAUAGAAGUUCCCAGACUCUUCUGUCACUUGAGCGAGACUGCCACAGAGCCACUGUGCUCCCAGAGUGCUGUGAUGUCAUUUGGCCGUUGCUAGAACUGAACCACACGUAUAGAGUCUGUUUUCUGCCUACUUAGCCUGUGAUGCUUUGAGUCAAUGCAAAUAAUUGCUGGAAGGUGUUAAUGCUGUUUUGUGUUUUGUUUUUAAGGUUAUGACUAAGGCUAGGCGCAGUGGCUCCACCUGUAAUCCUAGCACUUUAGGAGGCCAAAGCAUGGGGAUCACUUGAGCCCAGGAGUUUGAGACCAACCUAGGCAACAUGGCAAAACCUCAUCUCUACAAACAGUACAAAAAUCAGCCAGGUGUGGUGAUGCACUCCUGUGGGCCCAGCUACUCAGGAGGCUGAAGUGGGAGGAUUGUUUGAGCCCGAGAGGGUGAGGCUGCAGUGAACUAUGUUUGUGCCACUGCACUCCAGCCUGGAAGACAGAGUGAUACCAUCUCAAGGAAGCAAAAAAAAAAAAAGAUAUGACUAAAAAAUGUUUAGGCAGUGUCAGAACUCAGAGACUGAGAGCUUGAGAAUGAGAAACACUGGCCUGCCUGGUGGUUAAGAGCAUGAGCCUCCACCAGGGACCCAGCUCUGCCAGGUAUGCUUGUGGGAGCAUGAGCCACCACUGGAAUCUCCGAAUGUCUGUGUCCUCAUCUCUAAUGCCAGAGCUCACAAUACCUCCCUUGCAGGGCUAUUGUGAGAAUAAAAUAAGAUGCAGUUAAAUCUUAGCUCAGUGCCUGCCAUGAAGGAGGUGAGUGUUGAAAUCAUGAAUAAAAGAAUAAAGAUUAAGGAUGUGAAUAAUAUAAUUGUCUUUAAGUGGGUUCUGGAUAGCUUUUUCCCCCCAUGGGUGCUGAAGAAGACCUGAAUAAAAGAAAGAUCAAGGCCGGGCGCAGUGGCUCAUGCCUGUAAUCCCAGCACUCUGGGAGGCCGAGGCGGGCGGAUUACUUGAGGUCAGGAGUUUGAGACCAGCUUGGCCAACAUGGUAAAACCCCGUCUCUACUAAAAAUUCAAAAAUUAGCCGGGUGUGGUGGCAGGCACCUGUAAUUCCAGCUACUCGGGAGGCUGAGGCAGGAGAAUCGCUUGAACCUGGGAAGUGGAGGUUGCAGUGAGCAGAGAUUGUGCCACUGCACUCCAGCCUGGGUGACAGAGCUACACUCCCUCAGAAAAAAAAAAAAGGAAACAUUGAGGCUUUGGAUAAUGUAAUUCUUUCGGUGGGUUUGGAUAGCUUUAGGUGACUGUUAGGUGGAAGGCAUCAGGACAAGGACUGUCAGUGGAGGGGUCUGAGCACCAUCCUGGCACUAUAUUCAUCCAUUUACACCUUUGCGCACACAUGCUGUGAUUUGCUCUGAGUUGCAGCAUUGGGCAUAGAGAAGUGUUGCCCCAUGUGUUUAUAGGAGCAAUUUGAUGUAAGAGAACAAUCUCCCCAGCCAACUUUUUGUCAGUAUAUUCAGAAAGUUGUAAACUUAUCCAGUAUUAUAUCCCCAAGAAGCAGGAACUAAAAAAUGACAGCCCUAAUGAAGGGUGGAAAGACCUCUUCUGAGGUGAUAGAUUCUCUGUAGCACCCAUGAAGUAGGUUUGGUAAGCCACUGAGUUUUUGAGGUGAAAGCAAAAUUUCCUACUGUGAGCCAAAUAUGGGAGUAUCAUGGCAGUUCUAUUAUGAAUAUCUAUGUGUGGCCCUGAAAUGGGCCUAAAUGUGACUUGUGGAGUUAAUCAUUAGCCCAGCAGUUGUCUGAACGACUUGACUCCCUUGGGCUGCGAGCAGUUCACCUGCAGAGGAGGCUCCAGAAAGCGGCAUGUCCCCCUUGCUCUUUGGGGCUGGGCUGGUCGUUCUGAAUCUAGUGACGUCUGCCAGGAGCCAGAAGACAGAAUUUCUAAGUGGCUCUAGGGACCAGCCACUCUUCCGUGGAGCUGAUCGAUAUGACUUUGGCAUCGUGAUGCCUCCAGGAGGCACGGAAUGCUUUUGGCAAUUUGCCCACCAGACUGGAUACUUCUAUUUCAGUUAUGAGGUUCAGCGGACAGUGGGGAUGUCACAUGACCGGCAUGUUGCUGCCACGGCACAUAACCCACAGGGAUUUCUCAUAGACACCUCCCAGGGUGUCCGGGGCCAGAUUAACUUCUCUACCCAAGAGACAGGUUUUUAUCAGCUUUGUCUAAGUAAUCAGCAUAAUCACUUCGGUUCUGUGCAAGUGUACCUCAACUUUGGAGUCUUCUAUGAGGGCCCUGAGACUGACCACAAACAGAAGGAAAGAAAACAACUGAAUGAUACUCUGGAUGCAAUAGAGGACAGCACACAAAAGGUGCAGAACAAUAUCUUUCACAUGUGGCGAUACUACAACUUUGCCCGGAUGAGGAAAAUGGCUGACUUUUUCCUUAUCCAAUCAAACUAUAACUACGUGAACUGGUGGUCGACAGCCCAGAGCCUCAUUAUUAUUCUUUCUGGGAUCCUGCAACUGUAUUUCUUGAAGCGUCUCUUCAAUGUUCCAACAACUACAGACACAAAGAAGCCAAGAUGCUAAGCUAAGGUGACUAUAGCACCCUGGCUCUUUUCUUCUGGGGCUUAGCCGAAUCAGCUUUGUAAUGUUAUGGGACAAAAAUCAAUUUAUCUCAUUAAUGCUUUAGUCUGCUGCACACAUCUAAAAAAGCAAAAUGGCAAUAAAAUAAUAACAACGAAAAAGUUCUGAAGAAGUAUGUAUUAAAUGUAUGCAUCAAAAUACUGUUCAUCAUAUAGCAGUCCCUUAGCCUUCAUUGAGUCUACUUAAAGGCUAACAGAAAAUCUUAGAAGGAAGACGAACUGAAAGAGGCCACAAUCAAGUUUGCUUACAUAUAAAAGCAGGAGUUGGUAAUGUUUUAUUCUUAAAGACUUCACCUUUGGAACUUAAAAUAAGCAAUAUAUUCAUUAAAGAAAUAGUUUAAUUUUGCAAUACAGGUAGUCUUUAAAUUUUUUGUCUAUAAAAUAUUAAAGAAAUAUUCUAAGGAUCUUAAAAUAACUUUGGGAGGCAUGGGGAAGGACAGAGGAACUGAAUUUUUUUUUUUUUUUUUGAGACGGAGUCUCGCUCUUUCACCCAGGCUGGAGUGCAGUGGCGCGAUCUCGGCUCACUGCAGGCUCCGCCCCCCAGGGUUCACACCAUUCUCCUGCCUCAGCCUCCCACGUAGCUGGGACUACAGGCGCCUGCCACCUCGCCCGGCUAAUUUUUUUGUAUUUUUAGUAGAGACGGGGUUUCACCGUGUUAGCCAGGAUGGUCUCGAUCUCCUGACCUCGUGAUCUGCCCGCCUCGGCCUCCCAAAGUGCUGGGAUUACAGGCGUGAGCCACCGCGCCCGGCCAGGAACUGAAUUUUUAUGUUGCGGUCUCUGAUCAGUGCUUUUAGUCCAAUCCAGUCAAGUAAGUAAAGUAAAGGUUCAUAGAAAAAAUUAUGUUUUAUAAAAUCAUAGUGAUGAAAAAAACUUUCCAGCCUAGGAUCAUCCCA
Symphalangus syndactylus (siamang) is the source of this 4635-nucleotide messenger RNA. It is a transcript of the gene TMED6, whose product is annotated as transmembrane p24 trafficking protein 6. NCBI's taxonomy places the organism in Eukaryota, Metazoa, Chordata, Mammalia, Primates, Hylobatidae. The record is from RefSeq and is a predicted model, not a curated record.